UUGUGAUACACCGGUUUUCUUUCAUUUUUUUAGGGGAAUAUAUUUGUUAAUAUUGCUCUUUCCGUUUGAGAUGAGCCUGGAGGCUUUAUGUUUCUCAACCAGAAAUGUUAUGAAAGCCCGACAGUGAUAUUUCAGUGUCCACAGAGUGUGAGAACGUUCCGCGCUCAUUGUAUCCAGGCGUAUGAUCAGUGAGUGAUGAUGCUGUGUUGUGAGCGUUAUUCUGUCUUCUGAUUGGCUGUCGUAAUUAUCUUCACACGCUCGCUGACAGCCAGAGCAUCCCAUCUUGUCACGCGCCUGUGAACCACCAGCUCCCGCCAAACGCCUUCUGUCACAAUCUGCUUCAGUUACAGUUAUGUAUAUGAAAACAUGGAGCUGUCAAAGAGCGAAGAUUCUUCAGAUGAUCGGAAGAGGUCAAGUAAGGCACAUGGCCGAUGUAAAGGGCCUGAAGAGCACAAAUCUCAAAUCACGAUGAAUAAUGGAUUUGUGAAUACACACACUACUGAUGAAAGCCCAUCCUCACUGCCUGUGCCAGACACUCUAGACAUACUGUCUCCAGGGGUUAGUGACACGCUCUCAGAAGGUCACAGACGGCUCCGUAGCUCUUUUAGAAGAAGCAGAACCCAUGACUGUGUGAGAAGAAUGGGACAGCAGCAAGCUGAGAGCCCUGGAUACAAAGAUGGGACCAACUGGCGCCAUCACCAUAAGCUGGUGACCAGUGUCAGCUUUUCAGGGUUCGAGGCGCCUCUAAGGUUGCUUCGUGAGAAUCGGGAAACAUCUGGCAGCAGUCGUGAAAUCAUCGAUUACCGUAACCUAACACCUCAAGUGCCCUUUGUGCCCUGCAUAGCCAAAUCCAUUCCUAAAAAGAGGAUCUCCCUGAGGAAACCUAGGAAGGCCAUUAAGGACUUGUUUGUUCACAAAAGACACAAACAUGAGAAAGCUGUGUCACCAAGUACACCAUGUCGUAUUGUAGGUGAAAAUGUUCCAUCACUGAAACGGACGAGGAAGACGGUAAUACACAGAGAGCGUACCACUGCAGGAAGCAGAUUUAAUGACGAACUCAGUGAGACUCCCUCUGAUUCUUCCAGUGAAUGUUGUGCUAAUGUCUGUGAGGAUGCUGCUUCAUUAAAAAGCUUUGGAUCCCAGGCUGGUUGUGGUGAGAUAUUUGCUGAUGAUCUCGUAUCACCUGAGGGGGUUCUUAGCCCAGAGCGUCACAAAGUUGCCUGUGAACCUCCAAAACAAAGCCAUACUACUGCAGGUUUCCAGGGAGGUAAGGAAUGUCUGGCCUCUCCAGCUCACGCUGAGGUCUUGGACAUGUUUGGGUUGUGGGAAACCCUAAACAGAACUUUGCUAUCAGGGCAAAGUUCAAAAGCACCAGGACAUGCAACAAAAUCCACAACACCUAUCACAGAAUCUCCUUCCACAACCAAGUCUGAAGAUGUAACAGCAAAUACACCACGACCUGUAGAAUCCGAGAUCAGGGAAUUUAAUACUGAUGUGAUAACACCCAAAAGUGACAACCAAGGGAACACCAGUGAUGAGGGCUACUGUGAUCAUGUUUCUCCUGGUUUUGAGGACCACAGCAGAAGUUCCCUCACUCCAGUGCAUUCCAGUAAGUUCCCUAGGGACACGUACAGUGGAGAUGCUCUUUAUGAGCUAUUCUGUGACCCCAGCGAGGCAGAGAUUACCCCGAUCUUUGAUGACGAGCUCGAUCUAACAGACAGCAUUGUUGGCCAGUGCAGUGAUCUUCCAUUGUCCAUGUACAGCUUCCAUGUUGGAGCAGAGGAGAAUCUUGCCCCACCUUUGGCUCAGGACUUUGUUGGUCAAGAGCUUCUGCAAAGUAAAUGGAUGGGGAAGGAUUGCUUACUAAAGCUUUGUGACACUGAGAUAUCUAUGGCUAUGGGUAUAGUUAACUGGCUAAAGCAUAGGACAGACCAAAGCAACCCAACAGAAUUGAGAUCUUCAAAAAUUAACAGUGAAGAUACAAGAGAUGCAUGUCUGAGAUGCGAAACCCAGUCAGCAAGGGUUAGAAAACCAACAAAAGGAGCAAGAACUGUUAACUGUAGAGGAGACACUGUUAAUUUCAAAGAGUCAAGUCAAAAAAGUGUUGGUGUUCUGCCCUCAAAAUAUGAUGCAAAUACAGUGAUGUCAACCUUGGCCUCUCCAGAGAGCCAACCCAGGACCCCAAUGAGUGGUGUGUGUUUCAGGAUAUUCAAUAUCGACUCUCCUAUGACUCCAGGUAGAGAUUUGCAGUCCCCAGUGGUAAGCUCCCCUGGCUCUGGGACAAGGUCUUUGUUUGUGUUGGCCAUAAACAAGGAUUCUCUUUGUGAAUCCUGCAAGAAUUCCUUGAAAAAUGGAGCUAAAGAAAUGCACCUGUGCCGUUCUUGUAUGUCCCUCAUUGAGCACAUCAAGACUUCAGACCUUUGGGCCCAUGCCAGUCUUCCCAGAUCCACUCCAGUUCCACAGCCAAUAACCAGAGACCUAUUCUCUCCAGCCAGCACCUGUGGGAUAAGAAGUGACAUCAGCAUAGCUUCCCUUGUUGAGCAGUGUGCUAGUCAAUUGUCUUCUUUGAAUAUCAACUUAACUCAAGCUCACUCAAGCUGUAAGAUAAGAGAUGCCCUUGUGCUUGAUCAAGGGGCAAAACGGAACAAAGAACAGUCUGAAAAAUACAUAAAGUCAAAGCACAAGAAAAGGCCAGUGGCAACUACUGAGAGAGGCUUGCAUGCUAGACAUCGCUUGAGGGGGUCCAGCUUUUCUGAAGAUGUGAAACCUUCCCUUUUAGAGACUGAGGGACUUGUCACUACCAAUGCUUCCGAUGAUUUGGUGUUGGAAACUUACGGUCCAUGUGAUGUUGAAUCUGGUGAUGCAGACGUAUCUCAAGCUACCAGGCCUACAUCUCUUCCUCUCAUGGCCUCUGCCUCUUCAGAUUUUUUUUGCAGAGAGGACCACCAUAAUAAGGUGGAAGAGGGAAACCCAUCCAAAAAUAAGCAUAGAUUACGGCAUCACAGGAAGUCUGCUGUGAAUAGUGAGGGAUCAUGCAGUGUCUUUCCAGGGGAUAGGAAAGUAGAACGCAGAUGCCGAAUGAAGAAUUGAAACAGAUUCUGAAUUUGUGGAUCCUGACUGUCUUAAACUCGUUUCUUCCGUUCAGUACCUCAGCCCUCCGGUCAGCUGACCUCUCUACCAGCUUUCAAAGUCUCUACCUUUCGUCUGCAAGAAAUCUGACAUGUUUGCUCAUUUUACUGUCAACUCAGCAACACGGUCAGCCUGGGGCAACAACAGGUCUGUUGAUCUGUUUGUUUGAAAAGUGUCAUUUGUCUGAAACCUGUCAUAUCAGUGUUUUUCUCUCUCCAUAGUGUUUCUGCAAUCACUGCUAUUUUUUAUUGCAAGUUUAUUGCUGGAGUUUUCAAACCAAUGAUCAUUGACAGUACAUACUAGUGCAAUAACUACAGUAAAACUUUAUUAAUGUCCAAGGGAAACAUUUUAAACUGUUGUCUUAAAAAAGUUAUGGAAUUUGACAUUGUGGGAAGUUAUACUUCAGCUUGCUUUUGUGUAUCGAAACAAUCUGACAAGCUUUUUGAAAAGCUCUAUUCUGGAGUUUGGAAGAGAAACUUUCAAAUUUCUUGAAAGGAUUGGGACAG
Messenger RNA from Sinocyclocheilus anshuiensis, 3635 nucleotides. It is a transcript of the gene amer3, whose product is annotated as APC membrane recruitment protein 3. The record is from RefSeq and is a predicted model, not a curated record. Gene Ontology annotation, cellular component: plasma membrane. The coding region runs from base 367 to 3090 and encodes 907 amino acids. NCBI's taxonomy places the organism in Eukaryota, Metazoa, Chordata, Actinopteri, Cypriniformes, Cyprinidae. The transcript is spliced from 3 exons. Gene Ontology annotation, biological process: regulation of canonical Wnt signaling pathway. Gene Ontology annotation, molecular function: phosphatidylinositol-4,5-bisphosphate binding; beta-catenin binding.